AUGGCGGAAUUCUUUAAAGCAAUAGCAGAAUACCUCCAGGCGUCGAUGAAACAGUCGCCCUACGUCUGGUGUGCUGCUGGACUCACAUUUCUCAUCGGCGCUCAACUUGCGUUGGCCGUGUCCAUUGCUCAUGGUGACGAGGAAACUGUCCGCAGGCAACUUCACAACCUGCAAAAGUUCGGCGCCAGCAGAAAAAAUGAUUCUCUUGAACAGACUUCCGAAAAGGCCAUUGCUCGAGAGGCCGAGUCCAAAGAUGAGAAGGCCCCACAGCUGAGCAAAAUCUCGCCAGUUGCCUCAUGCGCACCCAUCGAACUCAACUUAGCUGAGCACCCAGACGCUCAAGACAAGUACGACAACUGUUACUCCCUUGCCGUCGAAUCUGGCAAAGCCGAUAGCCAAGGUUUCCCCAUCUGGGCAUCCUUAAAUGAGCAAAACAAGCCAGCCUUAUCCAAGAUCACGACUGAGCUGUGGCUUCCGAAGCCCAACGCGGACAAGAAUGACCCCUUAGUCCAGAGUGAAGGCUGCAUCAUCAUGUCGUUUCCGGACCCCGUUACUCCAACUUGGCUAGCGUAUUUCGCAGGGUACACGGGAGAUAGGUUCAGGAUGCCCCAGGUCGCUUGUAUCUUGCCUCUUCGACCGACAGCAGAUGAGAUCAAGGAGCACAAGAUCAAGAUGAGACCUUUUCACAUUGAGGGAGAGGACGUCAAGGGACUCGAUAUGGAAAAACUGCCUGCAGUUUCUGAUAUUUUGUCCAGGCUUAAGGUGUUCCUCAAUCACCCGGAGCGUCAAGGCAUUACCAUCUUCAAGAGAGACUGA
Messenger RNA from Fusarium sp. VM40, 816 nucleotides. The record is from the annotation of a GenBank genome assembly. Lineage: Eukaryota; Fungi; Ascomycota; Sordariomycetes; Hypocreales; Nectriaceae.